UGUCAAGUCGAUUUUUUCAGAAACUAAUUUUGACAGGCGACUGCCUGCAAUUUUAUUAAUAUAGAAGUAAAAACGUAUAAAUUACAAGUAAAAAAACAAUAACAAAAAUUUAAAAAAAAUGAAAAUUUGGACGUCAGAACAUAUUUUUAAUCACCCUUGGGAAACAGUAGCCCAAGCGGCAUGGAGAAAGUACCCGAAUCCCAUGAAUCCAGCUGUUGUUGGGACUGAUGUUGUUGAACGUAAUGUUGUAAAUGGAGUCUUGCAUACGCACAGGAUAGUCAGUUCAAAAUGGUACUUUCCUAAAUGGGCACAAGCUUUGAUCGGCACUGCAAAUGUGUGCUAUGCAAGUGAAAAAUCAGAAGUCGAUCCAAAAUCCAGGCGCAUGGUACUAAAAACAAUAAAUUUAACCUUCUGUCGUUAUAUUUCUUUAGACGAAAGGUUAACAUACGCGCCACAUCCAACAGACCCCGACAGGACACUUCUGAAGCAAGAGGCGGUUGUGACGGUGCAAGGAGUCCCCCUCAGUCACUACAUGGAGGAUCUUUUAGCCAACAAAAUCUCCUUAAACGCCGGCAAAGGCAGACAGGCAAUGGAAUGGGUCAUAAACAAAAUCAAUUUGGAAGUUAAGGAAAUCGCCAACUCGGCUGUGAAAUCAACAGAUGAGAUCUUGUCUCAGACCAAAAAAUCAAUAGAUGACAUUUCGACAUCAGCAAGGAAGUCAAUGGAUGAUCUAUCGACUGCUGCUAAAAAUACCCUGGAUGAUAUACAGAAUUUGGCCAAGAGCAGCGGGACGAAGCAGAAUAUACCGAAAUUUUAGCAAGAUUUUAAACUUGAAUUUUAGAUGAAUUGUUUUAUAUUUACAAUAUAAGAAUUUGAAAGACAAAUUAUGUAUGUAUAUUUUAUACCGACCACAUCAGAAAUAUAUAGUAUUUUAUAUACAUAAAAUGAGAUACAUUACACGCGAGUGUAUUUAAUUUCAAAUCUUAUAUGCAUAUAUUUAUUUUGAAAAUGUAUGUAUAUAACAAAUUCAUCUUAAUUUAUUUUAUUUAAAUAAUUGUGUACGAUGUGUUAACCAACCAAAUCUUUGUCAUAGCAAAUAAGUACUGAAAAUUUAGUCUUAGUAAAUGUGUAAAUAUCGAGCACCAUAUAUGUGGUUGACACAGAAAUUAGAUUGUCAUACAUUUUCUU
This is a messenger RNA of Ctenocephalides felis (cat flea), 1188 nucleotides long. Its product is annotated as protein slowmo-like. Gene Ontology annotation, molecular function: phosphatidic acid transfer activity. Lineage: Eukaryota; Metazoa; Arthropoda; Insecta; Siphonaptera; Pulicidae. The coding region runs from base 119 to 817 and encodes 232 amino acids. Gene Ontology annotation, biological process: phospholipid transport. The record is from RefSeq and is a predicted model, not a curated record. The transcript is spliced from 4 exons. Gene Ontology annotation, cellular component: mitochondrial intermembrane space.